UAGUUCGUAACAUGAUAUGAGGUUACUUAUGAAUCACAAAUAUCUGUUCUUCAGGUUGGUUUAUUUUAUGAAGAUGGAAAUCCCGUCGAGGCAAAAGGGAUCGGAAGAAAAAUACUAGAUAUGGUUCAUAAAACCUACGAAUCUGAAAUGGGUGGUAAAGGUUUUGCGUACGAUGGUGAAAAGACUCUUUUCACCGUUGGUGGUUUACCUGCAACUAAGCUCGAGUUCAAUGUUGUUCUGGAAAAUGCCGCAUCAAAUAGAACUAUCCGAGGUGGAAGCCCAAGUGAAGGAGAAACGAAGAGGUCCAGACGUGUGCCUCAAUCGAAACAAUACAAGGUCACUUUAAGCUACGCUACAAAAAUCCCAAUUCAAGCCAUUGUUAAUGCGCUUCAAGGUCACGAUUCAGAACAAUUUCAUGAAGCGGUUAGGGUUCUAGAUGUUCUUCUUCGCCAACACGCUGCGAAACAAGGUUGUCUUCUGGUUAGACAAUGCUACUUUCAAAAUGAUUCCAGAAACUUCAUAAGCAUUGGAGGUGGUGUUGUGGGUUGCAGGGGGUUCCAUUCAAGUUUUCGCGCCACCCAAUCUGGGCUGAGUUUGAACAUGGAUGUAUCGACAACAAUGAUAGUGAAGCCAGGGAAAGUUAUGGAUUUCCUGUUUGAAAACCAAAACGUUCGCAGCUUAAGGGAGAUCGAUUGGAUCAAGGCAAAAAGAAUGCUGAAGAACCUUCGCAUCAAGACCUUACCCUCGAAUCUGGAGUAUAAGAUCAUUGGAUUGAGUGAGAAAACAUGUAGAGAACAGAGGUUUUCAUUGAAACAAAAGAAUCAAAGAGAUGGGUAUAGCCCAAAUGAAGCCAUUGACAUAACAGUGUUUCAAUACUAUGCUGAGUAUCGACAAAUACACCUUGAAUACUCUGCUGAUUGCCCAUGUCUUGAUGUUGGAAAACCUAAGCGACCAGUUUAUAUCCCACUCGAGUUGUGUGAUUUGAUUUCCCUUCAACGAUACACCAAGGCUUUGUCUAAUUUACAAAGAGCUUCACUUGUUGAGAAGUCACGACAAAAGCCUCGUGAUCGAAUGCAAGCAUUGACUGGUGCACUGAAUCAAAGUAACUAUGGUGCUGAUCCUCUUAUUAAUGCCACUGGGAUUACAAUCACUACCACUUUCACACAAGUCGAGGGUCGAGUUUUGGAACCUCCAAAGUUGAAAUUCGGGAGAGGAGGAGACAUGGUGCCACGUGGAGGUCGGUGGAACUUCAACAACAAGACACUUGUUGAGCCUUCAAGGAUAAGCUGUUGGGUUGUAGUCAACUUUUCUGCACGAUGUGACAUGAAUGCCCUAAAGAACAAUCUCCGCAUGUGUUCUCAAGCAAAGGGAAUCGAACUCGAUCCACCAUUUGGUGUGAUCGAAGAGAACCCUCAGUUUAAACGUAGCCCUGCCCCCAUUCGUGUUGAUAAAAUGUUUGAAGCCAUAAGACAAAAACUCCCGGGCCCACCUUCGUUCAUUCUAUGCAUCCUCCCUGAACGAAAAAAUUCGGACAUCUACGGUCCAUGGAAACGAAAAUGUCUCGUGGACCAUGGGAUUGUCACACAGUGCAUCGCCCCGACUAAGAUCAACGACCAGUAUGUCACAAACAUGCUUCUCAAGAUCAAUGCAAAGAUGGGUGGAAUAAACUCUUUGUUGUCAAUUGAGUUUUCAAAUGCUAUACCAUUGGUGUCACGGACUCCCACUAUAAUCUUUGGGAUGGAUGUCUCCCAUGGUUCACCUGGACGUGCGGAUGUUCCCUCAAUUGCUGCUGUUGUAAGCUCAAGGAAAUGGCCACAAAUUUCGCGAUACAGAGCAUCUGUUCGUGCACAAUCUGCAAGAGUUGAGAUGAUCGAUGGUUUGUUUAAGCCUAUUUCACAUGAUAAAGAUGAAGGAAUGAUAAGGGAGCUGUUGGAUGACUUCUAUUUAAGCACUCCAAAAUUGAAACCGAAGAACAUAAUUAUAUUCAGAGAUGGUGUAAGCGAAUCGCAGUUUAAUCAAGUGCUCAACAUCGAACUCAAUCAAAUCAUUGAAGCGUGUAAGUUCUUGGAUGAACAAUGGGAUCCGAAGUUUUUGUUGAUCGUGGCACAAAAGGCUCAUCACACAAAGUUCUUCCAAGCCAAUUCAGAAGCUAACGUUCCUCCAGGAACAGUCGUUGAUAAUAAAGUUUGUCAUCCAAAGAGCAACGAUUUCUAUUUAUGCGCACAAAAUGGACCUAUUGGUACUACACGACCUACGCAUUACCAUGUGCUUCUUGAUGAGAUCGGGUUUUCUGCUGAUGAGUUGCAAGAGCUUGUUCAUUCGUUAUCCUAUGUGUACCAAAGGAGUACAACUGCUAUAUCUGUAGUUGCUCCGAUAUGCUAUGCUCACUUGGCGGCAGGACAGGUGGCACAGUUUGUGAAGUUUGAUGACAUGUCAGACACUGCGUCUAGUCACAGUGGUGGUGGUGUGGGUGGUUCUUCUUUCACCCAGUUGCCAAAGCUUCAUGAUAAGGUUUCUAGUUCCAUGUUCUUCUGCUGAACAACAAUGGUGGUUAUGAAUGAUUUUUGAUAAUCAAAACAUGAAUUCUUAAAGUAUGUUAUCUGGAUAUUUAUGUUUGUUGAUUGAUGAGAUUUUGAGAACGUAUUAACACAUGGAUGUUGAUUUUUAGUUUUUUACUUGGAUGCUUGCUAUAUAUCGAUUAUAAUCUUUUUGGGUGGAGUAA
Lactuca sativa (garden lettuce) is the source of this 2722-nucleotide messenger RNA. RefSeq names its product protein argonaute 4A. NCBI's taxonomy places the organism in Eukaryota, Viridiplantae, Streptophyta, Magnoliopsida, Asterales, Asteraceae. Gene Ontology annotation, molecular function: protein binding; RNA binding. The record is from RefSeq and is a predicted model, not a curated record.